Molecule: messenger RNA, 999 nt
Organism: Heterostelium album PN500
Lineage: Eukaryota; Evosea; Eumycetozoa; Acytosteliales; Acytosteliaceae
Product: ABC transporter G family protein
Exons: 2
Coding region: 1-999 (332 amino acids)
Source: RefSeq, a predicted model, not a curated record
AUGACUAGUGGUAAUUGCAAUAAAUAUAUAUGUGGUGGUAACAAAUCGAUUCAAAAGUUAAAACUAUUUCGUAUCCCUAAAAUAUUUAAUUAUGAUGAUUUAUUUAAAAUAUUUAUGAAUUAUACUUAUAAAAUGUCUACACUUUCAAAUACUAUAUUAUUAUUAUUUGUUAUAUUGGCAUCUUUUGUUGUAAGUGCAAACACAUUAAAUAUCGAAAGUUGUGAUGACACCACUUUUGUGUUUAAUAAUGUGAGCAGUCCGUGUGGUGUUACCGAUUGCUAUUCGGUGUGGGGCCAAGGAGUUUGCCAGACAACAGCUAAUGGAGACUAUCAAUGUAUUUGCAAUCCACUCUACAAUGGUGAUCAAUGUCAAUACAACAACGAUACCACCCACAAUUGGGACAUUAUGAAUUGUCAGAAUGGUGGUCGUUUCUGUCCACCUACUUAUUCUCCUUUACCUGUCAAUAGAACCUGUGUUUGUCCACCAACAUACCAAGGUGUAGAUUGUAGUGUUUGUACAUCCAACACUGCAUGUUCCUCUGGUUACGAAUGUGAUAAUUCCAUUUAUAUCUAUCAAAACAAAUCGUACAGCUGUCUGGGAACUUCUCAGGCUAUCAACCAAGACUUUGGUAAUGCAAAUGUAUCGGUAUCUAUGCAAUGUGGCUUUACAGGAUCUUCUUCAUCGAAUACCGGUUCAUGUAAUUUUAAUAUUUUUUACAAACCAACGGGUGAACCAAAAUUUAUUGGUUGUCAACUAUCACAAUGCACUGUUGAUAUCGAUGGAAGUGGGGUUCAACACAUUAAAUGUGAAAGCACUGCAUGCAAAUGUACAACUUAUUGCUCAAUUUUCAUUACUGAAAUCAUUAAUGAAAUGGUAGGACCAUCUGAAUUCGACUGCCAACCCAAUGGAAAUUGUGUUUACAGUCAAGAUGUAUUCAAUGCAAUGUUCCCCGAAUUUUCAAUGAAUUGCCAUGCUGGUGAAUGUCGUCCUCAAGAAUAA